This is a messenger RNA of Phalacrocorax carbo (great cormorant), 3334 nucleotides long. The record is from RefSeq and is a predicted model, not a curated record. Lineage: Eukaryota; Metazoa; Chordata; Aves; Suliformes; Phalacrocoracidae.
CGAGGAGGCGCGGGUGUCCCCCGGCGGCGGCGGGCGGCCCGGGUGCCCUGCUCCUCCCGCUGCCGGCGGCCGCCGCCGGGGCAGCACAGCUGUUACAGAGCCGCGCUGGUCCCUCCUCCCAGCUGCGGCUGCCUCAUCUCCCCCCACCCAGCCCGUCCCUCCCCUCCGCCGCUCCCGACGCUGCUGCUGCUGCUGCCGCCGCCGCCGCGGCCGCCACCUCCUCCUCCUCCUCCCCACCCCCACCCUCUCUCUCUCGCUCCCCAUCUCUCUCUCUCUCUCUCCGUCCCGUUCCCCCCUGCCCCCGCCUCUCCCCGCCCUGCCGCCGCCGGCCCUGGCAGAGCAGGCACCGCAGGGGGAUCUCGAUGUAACACCAUGACAGGCAUCGCCGCCGCCUCCUUCUUCUCUAAUGCCUGCAGGUUCGGGGGCUGCGGGCUGCACUUCCCAACCCUGGCGGAGCUCAUCGAGCACAUCGAGGACAACCACAUCGAUACAGACCCACGUGUAUUAGAGAAACAAGAACUUCAGCAGCCAACCUAUGUUGCUUUAAGUUACAUUAACAGAUUUAUGACUGAUGCAGCUCGACGUGAGCAAGAGUCUUUGAAGAAAAAGAUUCAGCCAAAACUCUCUUUAACUUUGUCAAGCACAGUGUCCCGUGGGAAUGUAUCUACUCCACCUCGCCACAGCAGUGGAAGCCUUACUCCUCCGGUUACCCCUCCAAUCACUCCCUCCUCUUCGUUUCGCAGUAGUACUCCUACAGGUAGUGAAUAUGAUGAGGAGGAAGUAGACUAUGAAGAAUCAGACAGUGAUGAGUCCUGGACUACAGAAAGUGCUAUCAGCUCUGAAGCUAUCCUUAGUUCAAUGUGCAUGAAUGGAGGGGAUGAGAAACCUUUUGCCUGUCCUGUUCCUGGAUGUAAAAAAAGAUAUAAGAAUGUGAACGGUAUCAAGUACCACGCCAAGAACGGGCACAGAACACAAAUCCGCGUACGCAAACCAUUCAAAUGUCGCUGUGGAAAGAGUUACAAGACAGCUCAGGGCCUGCGGCACCACACAAUCAAUUUCCAUCCCCCCGUGUCUGCUGAGAUUAUCAGGAAGAUGCAGCAGUAACGUGCUGGUCACAAAUGUGCCAAGAAAUCCUCACCAGCAGUUGCUGAUUUUGAGAACAGCCACCUUUUUCAGGGGAAGCAUUCAGCAACCCUUUAAAAAAAUUAAAUGCAUGCUUUAAAAUUUUCUGUAAUUUUGGAAUGAUGUAUCUUUGUAGAGUUAAUGAUUUUGUACAUUUGCACAUGUAAUCACCAUACCCAUUUUUCAUUACUUUGAGAUAAGGUGCUAUAAAAGCUAUAGGUUCUUCAGAACAUUUUUCUCCAAAACAGAAAAGAUUGGGGGAGGUUGGGGGGGGGGGAAACGUUGCGUAUUUAGUUGUACUGAAGUGUUGAACAGGAGCGAGAGGAGGAGAGCUUGGCACUGACGCCCUUUCGAGAUUGUAACGUGAUGAAGACUUUCGAUGCAUCCGUCAACGCGUGUGCAAAACCAAAACAAUACCACCCUCGUCGAACUCUAGUUAACAUGCCUUACGUAAUGGAGCUAGCCGUGGAGUAGCAAGUCUUUUAGGUAACGGAAAUAUAAAUAAGAAAGAAUGUUUAACAUAAUAUGCUAAAAAUAUUUUCAUACUUAAAUAACAUACAUAAAAAGGUGUGCUUGCUGUAUUUUAUAUUAUCUUGCAAAUCUUCUUUUUUUUUUUUUUUUUUCCUCUUUUCCCCCUCUGGAAACGCUGAAAACCUUCCCAUUUGACCCAGUGAACAAUCACUUUAGCGUUAGAAAUAACUACUCUUUUUUUUUUUUUUUUGUACAAGAUGAUGUCGUAUUACGUUCACGCCCAUCAAACUUUUGAGGACCAAUAUCCCAGUCCAACUAACUAUUUACCCCUGAACUAUCUCUUAGAAAGACACUCGGAAAUACUUAAGUGCAAAUUUAUGUGUGUGUGAGAAACGAUUACCUUCAUCUCAGAUGAAGUUUUAAAGCACUUUGUAGUUCUCUAUUGCCAACAGGUUUAAUGUUUUAUGUGUUGCCAAUUCUUGCAACUACUGCACGAGCGCGUGCCUGUGGUUGCAAAUAAAAAUUAAAAAUCCUACGCAUGGUUUAAGGAGGUCCGUUAUUUGUGCUAAGGGAGUUUCUAAUGCCUCUCCCUCAUGUUCAUUGUAUUCUGAGAAUUAUUUUUUUUUCUUUGUGCGUUUUUUAUUUUUUUGGCUUCUCGGUGUAGGUCACUGCAUUCCGCUCGGAAGCGUCUGUUUAGCUUUGCAAUUAAUUUUGCUGAAAUAGGACAUAUGAGCCUUACUGACGAUUAAGUGCUUCUUGCAGCAGGUGGUCAGAGACUGACCUAAAACAAGAGCCCAGAGGAGAGCGCGGCGUGUCGGGGCGGUACCCGAGGGCGCGUGGCUCGCCACCCUGCCUUGAGCGCGCUUCUCUCACACGCCGCCCGGGCGGCCGUGGGCACCCCGCGCCCCGCCCCACAAACACGUCCUAGGCGGCCAGGGUCCGGGAGGGACGCGCUGUGUUAAACACGGCCGGCGCCUUCGCUUAGUUCUGCUUCUUUUAAGUGCAAAAGAGAGCGCAGAUAGAGGAGGAGUGAGCUUCCCCUUUAAUUUUUUGUCCCAAAGCUUUAAACGAAAUGACAAUUCCCUAGUCUCCGGCAGAGUAAAAGUCUCUUUAAAACACUUAGGGCUCAUCCUAACGACUAAGCGGUUAGAACACCCCAAUGGAAGUAAAACCUGACUUUUCCAAACCCUUGCGCGGCGCCAGCGCUUGCGUUGCACCGCGCCGUCAGCUGGGCGCUGAAGGAUGACCCAGACAUGAGAGUUCCUGGCACACGAAGGCCCCGGGUGGCCCCUUCCUGCCUUCUGCAGUUUUGGCACCAGAUGUGGCCAACAAACACGUUUUGGCUCUGCUCCUAGCGCAAGAAACGACAGGCUGGGUAAGUUCGUUCAACAGCUAAACGGUCGUAAAACGUCAUUGUUGCAUGUAAAUUCCUUUCGACUAUAAAAAGGAAAUUCCAGUUUCUAUUUACCUACUCAUUGUGACAGUAUUAUUAAACAGGUAAAGAUGGGACUAUUUUGUUAUACUGUGUAUAGUGAAUGUAUUGUACCGUGUCUGUGAAAAGUGUGCUUUAAAUUAUAUUUUCAUAUGUUUUGUUGGGGACAAAGUACUUUAAGUUUGAAAGUGACAGAGGUUUGUUUUAGAACUGAAGGCAACUUAAAAGAAUUCCUGUUGAGAAAGCUGCUUAUAAGUGUAAAUCAAAUCACAUUUAAAAUAAACUGCCUCUGACCUAAAAAAAAAAAAA